This is a messenger RNA of Prionailurus viverrinus (fishing cat), 3233 nucleotides long. It is a transcript of the gene PERM1, whose product is annotated as PPARGC1 and ESRR induced regulator, muscle 1. Bases 1 to 2244 code for a protein of 747 amino acids. Lineage: Eukaryota; Metazoa; Chordata; Mammalia; Carnivora; Felidae. The record is from RefSeq and is a predicted model, not a curated record. Gene Ontology annotation, biological process: regulation of DNA-templated transcription; response to muscle activity. The transcript is spliced from 3 exons. Gene Ontology annotation, cellular component: cytoplasm; nucleus.
AUGGAAAACUUCCAGUACAGCAUCCAGCUGAGUGACCAGGACUGGGCCGAGUUUGCAGCCACGACUGAAGAGUGUGGCCUCCCGCAGGCCAGCCUGGCCUCUGCGGAUGAGCUCUUGUCCAGUGACAUUGACCAAGGGGACAGCAGUGGCCACAGUCCCCCUGGGCCUCCACCCCUCCUCGAGGGGCAGCCGGCUGCUGGGGGGAGGGGCUGGCCUGGUUUCAAGAAGGAGGACAAGGCCGCCGCCCGGCCACUGGUCAGCAGGUCUUGGCGUGAGCCUGUCUUGGCCCUGGGGGCUGAUCCGCAGAUGCCCGGCACGUCCGCACAGUCAGAAGCUUUGCCGUCCCUCGCAUCUGACGCCGCCCCUCUAGGUCACAGCUCGUCGCUCCCAGGGCCAGCGUCUUCCAGAGACGAGAUGCAGAGACUUCUGCAGGGGCCGGCCCCCCAGGACCCUGAUCCUAGUCCCCCUGGUGAGUCUCCUCAGAGCCCCGAGUCUCCCGGCUGCACCACUGCUCCCCAGAGGCCCCCCGGCACUCCUGGAGCCGCGCCACGCAGCCCUGGCCGAAAGAAGAGGCACGCGGCCGGAGCCAAGGGGGGCCGGUGCUCGAAUACUCCGGGCUCUGCUCCCACCCACCUGGGCUCCCUGCUGCCUGCUGAGGCCAGGCCCAAGGAGGACCUUGGUCUGGCUGGGUCCAGGGGGAAGGGUCUCUCGGCUGGAACAGCAGAGCAGACACCAGGAACCAGGCAGAAUGGACUGAGUCCAGAGUCUGCAGGAGCGCCUGCGCAGAUGACCAAGCAAGGGACAGAUUUGGGUCUGUCUACACCAGUCCCUACGACCGAGCAAGGUACAGACCCACUCAGAAUGACCCCCAGAGCCGAGCCACACACCGCGUCCACACCUGCCCAGGAGACUCAUCCAGAUAUCUCUGAAGCUAAGUCAGAUGUGGCUCCGUCUACACUCGCCUCCAAGCUUCAACCUGACAUGGCUCUGUCUACACCUGCCCCCAAGUCUAGACUGGACAUGGACCUACCUGUGGUGGGCCCAGUGGUUAAGCCAGAGGUGGACUCAUCUACACUUGCUCUGCCUCACCUUGUUUCCAAGACCCGAUCCGAUGCAGGUGUGUCUACACCUGCUCCCCUUCCCCGGGCUGGGCCUGACUUCGUGGAGGUGGAGGCUGCCCCAAUGGCCAGGCUGUGUUUGAGCUCUGUUGUGUCUCCAGGAGGACACCAACAGAAACCCAGAGGGGAGCCUUCAGCAGGUGCCCCUGGACAUCACUCGGGGGAGCCCCCCCCACCAGGCUCUGUUCAAGCACCCAAGAAGAAGAGAGUGCGAUUUUCCAUGGCCGUGCCCAGCCCCAAGGAGCCAGGUUUGGGAGAAACCUCAGGCCCACCCUCACCAGCCACAGCCCGGCCCGCGCCUCCCAGGACAGCAGCCGGGGGCCGAGACAGGCCUGGAGGCUGGGAUGCCGUGGCAGUCGGGCCCCGGUCCCCCCAGCCUCGGAUCCUCAAACACUUGCCUUCCCCUCCCCCCUCUGCCUCUGUGGGGUCUAGGCCCAGGAGCAGCUUUGCAGUGACCCUCCCAGAGGCCUACGAGUUCUUUUUUUGUGACACUAUUGAGGAGGAGGAUAAAGAUGCCGUGGAGGCGGCAGAAGCUGACCAGGCGCUGGCCGGAGUACAGUGGCCGGACACGUGCGAGUUCUUCUUCCAGGACCGCCGAGCCCAGAGGUCAGGGCACUGGGGGGGCCACUCCAUGGCCCACCCCCCACAAGCUGAGCCUGUGCCAGCCUGUCCGCCUGGAGACCCCAUGCCCAUCUCCAUCCCCGAGGCCUAUGAACACUUCCUUGGGGAGGACGUGUCGGGGGGCGUGCUAGAGCUGGCUGCCCUUCUCCAGCUGCAGGCCACAGAGCCUCCCGGGUCGGUCCCCUGGGGAGUGGGGUCUGGAACCUCACCAGAGCCUAGCCCAGUCACAGCAGAGCAGCUCAGCCUGGCAGUCAGGCAAGCAGGAGAGCCCCGGGAGCCUCUCACCUCGUUUACCUUCAGCCAGAACGACAUGUGCCUGGUGUUCGUAGCCUUUGCCACCUGGGCUGUGAGAACGUCAGAUCUGCACACCCCAGACGCCUGGAAAACAGUCUUGUUGGCCAACAUCGGUACCAUCUCCGCCAUCCACUACUUCCGCCGGCACGUGGGGCAGGGGCGCCGCAGCCGCAGGCCCGGCCGCAGCCGCAGCCCCAGCCCCAGCUGGUAGGAUCCAGGCUUGGUCCAGGAAGACACAGGACAAAGAAGUGGCCCCAGGGGCUCAGGACGAGGUGCCGCCUCAGGUCUUGCCCUUUGAUCCCUGUGUCCUAUGGCAUCUAGGAAGGAGCCAGUGUCCUCGGUCCUGGCUCCCUUGGAUUCCACCCAAAGGUCUAGCCAGUGGCUGAGGCCAAGGCUGUGCUCCACACCUGGAAAGAGGGAGAUUCUGGAAGGCUGGGUGGGCAGGGCUGAGCAAGGAGCUGGUUAGUAAGGUGGCCAGAUUAGCAAAUAAAAACAUAGGGUGUCUGGUGAAACUUGCAUUUCAGACAUGCAGUAUUGGAGAUUGUACUAAAUUACGCGUGGCUUAUCUGAAAUCAAAUUUAACGGGGUGUCCUAUGUUUCAUUUGGUGAGCUGGGGUGAGAAGCAGGACAAAGUGUUGGAAACUAGAAGGUGUCAGUGCAGCAGCAAGGCUGCAGCUGGAAAUCCGGGCAGGGGGCAAGGGCGAGGAGACUGGGUGGCCUUCAGGUGGAGCCCCCUCCAGAUAGUCCCAGAGACUAUCUGCCCUGUUUACAAGCGGACUGGGGUAGUGAAAACCUCUGAGGCCUCUUUGACCCCUGAACCCCAGGGGCGUGUGGCCAAGGCCUUCUGGGCUCCUGAGACCGUGAGCAGGAACCCACAGGGGCCUAUGGGAGGGCGGUCCUAGCAGGGUGAGGGUCUGUAGGGCAGAGGCUGGAGCCCCUCCUGUGGGGAACCCUGGACGAGGUACAGGGGCAGAAUAUGGUGGUGUCAGGUAAAGGGACUGAACAUUUGGGGUCGUCCCGGGGCUUUGAGGAGCCAGAGAUGGGGCAGGAACGCGGGUGGGAGGCUGGUGGCGGCAAAGCAACGGAGGCUACCAAGCUGGGUGCCGGGUCGGCGUGCGCACAGGGUCCCCAGGACAGGGGACUUCUGGCUGCUGAGUGGAAAACGCGGGGACACGCAGCACAAAUACAAUCUUCAUCUUU